Molecule: messenger RNA, 2175 nt
Organism: Magallana angulata
Lineage: Eukaryota; Metazoa; Mollusca; Bivalvia; Ostreida; Ostreidae
Product: myomesin-1-like
Molecular function (GO): protein binding
Source: RefSeq, a predicted model, not a curated record
UAUGAUAUGAUAUUGUAUCAUGAUAUUGUUCUCUAUAGUAUUGUAUUUUAUGAUACAUUCUACUACAGUUAUUGCCGAGAUCAAAGAGAUGCCGCGGACAUUAUUCUUCAAUAUACCACGAACGACAUUAGUAAAUUAUCAGAUCAGAAAUACCUAUUUGUCUCGCACUGAUCAUGGAAGUACAACUUCAAACCGUAAAAAGUUUUAAAACCAUGUCAAUUUCACGUGUUAGUUCCAGUCAAAACAAUGUGUAUUGCCUCAAAUCUUUAUUUUUAAUGCGGCUGUUCCUAGGACCUCCCUGGCACAUUUUCACUGCGUGUUUUUACAUAAAAUAUAUAACGUGUAGUAGUAAUAAUCGUAUUAAAUUGCCCUUAAAAUGUUAGGAAUGUGAUUCAAAGAUAUUUAAUAAAUAAGUGAACUUCAAGAGUAUUAAAAUCCUAAGAAAAAGUCUGUCGUCUGCAUGUGAUUCCUUUGAUCGAUACACAUGUAAACAUUACUAACAAAACUGUUGGGGUUACACGGAACAGCCGUCAAAAUGACCUAGAUCAUCUCUCUAUAGGAGAAACGAUCUGUAGAAAUACUGGGCUGUUAGUAGAAUAGAAAUAAAGUUCUUGUUUUCGUGAAUGUUGUUUGAAAUAUAAAAGCCUCGGCUAGCGCCUCGGUUUUUAUAUUUCAAAACAACAUUUCUCGACCUCGGAGGUUAUUCUGCAACAUUCACGAAAACUCGUACUUUAUUUCUUAAUCCAUGAAUAUCCAAGAUCAUAAAGUAUGAUUUUCAUAUAAUAUGAUAAAGGUGGUCUCAUAAAGGUGAUGUCUCAUAAGGGUGCAUGAUCCCUCGUCUCGGUGAGCUUUGUAAUCUGUGAUUACCUAUGUUUUUAUAUUCUAGGAACAUCUGCAUUUUUUGCAGAAUUAUUGGUUUUUUCGUAUUGUUUUACUUUUAAAUUUAUUUACUAACCAGUGAGAUGCCCCUAAUUCAAACGAGGGGGGGAUAUACUGUUUUAUCCAUCUGGGUCUGUUUGUUCAUCUGUAUGUUGGUAACAAAUUUCUGUCACAUUCUUCUUAAAUUGGCAACUAUUAUUUAUACAGUUGCUUGAGAUUUUAACACACUCAUUGUAUAGGCUUAUGACAUAUGGUGGGAGUCGGUUUUUGUACAAAUUAGAUGUCACUUUCCUAUGAAAUGACAAAUGUAUUCUUAGACUUGAAUUUAAAAUAAAUUUUCAUUACAGUUUUCUCAGAAAUUGCUCAUCGCAGAUGCGAGAGAUUUUAACACAUGUACUCUUUGUUUAGUGACAAACCAUCUGCCCCUAAGGGACCAUUCAGUGUGUCCAAUCUCACUGCUUCAUCUGCUGACUUGAAUGGAAGCCAACAACAAAAGAUAACGGUUCUCCAGUCACAGGCUAUGUUAUUGAGUCCAGACCUAGCACCAGAGCAAGAUGGAGCAAAGUGGCCGAGAUGGAUGACAACACCACCAUACUCUCCCAAAGACCUCGUUGACACUCUGUUCAGGGUGUCUGCUGUUAAUGAGGAGGGACAAGUCUCACCACUAGAGACCAAAGAACCUGUGAGACUUAAGAGGAAGAUAGAUGUUCUAUCUUCACCAAGACAAGUCAAAGUGUCUAAACUUGGUCCCGAUUUUGUGACACUGGAUUGGAAAUCACUGUCUUCAGAUGGAGGCUUCAAGGUGACAGGGUAUGUGGUGAAGCAGAAGAGAGGCUCUGAUGGUGACUGGGAGGAGGUGGCCACUCUAAAGGCUAUUGAGACGUCUUACAAGGUCCCCAAACUUAAUGAAGACCAAGAGUAUUUCUUUUCUAUAACUGCCCUGAACCAGAACGGACAAGGAGAAACCUGUGAACUGGACACGUCUGUUGUUCCAAAGAGACCUCCAGAAAAACCGUCGCCACCAGUUGGUCCAGUCAUACUCUCAGACAUUCAGAAAACCUCUUUGGUGUUAGCCUGGAAACCCAGCAAGAAUGAUGGCAGAUCUCCUCUAACAGCUUACUAUAUUGAAAUGAGGGACCUUAAUAAUGGAUCCUGGUCUGCAGUCACCAAAGUGACCCCAGACAUCACCAGCUACUGUUUCUUAUGGUUUUGUUUUAAGAUUGUCUAGAAAUGGUGUUUGGAACUGGAGAUAAAGAAGAUCCCCCAAGCAAAGAACUUAAAAAGCAAAGAGGUAUU